CUCAGCACCAAAUUCCCAACAUUUCUAAGAGGAAACACCCUCGACACUUUCUAAGAAAUGGGAAAUGCAGCUUCUUGCACUCCUUCCUUGACACCAAAUGGGGUCUUCAAGGUCCUAUUCUUAGAUGGGAGGUUAGAGGCCUACACAAAACCAAUGAGAGCUGCAGAAUUGAUGCUAGAGUACCCUGGACAGUUUGUUUGUGACUCUAGCUACCUCAAAGAGGGACACCGAAUUCAAGGGCUCCUAGCAGAUGAAGAACUUGAAAGGCGCAAAUUUUACUUCCUUCUACCAAUGGAACUGCUCUACUCUGUGCUAACACAUGAAGAAAUGAGCUCUCUUAAUUACAAAGCAACAAGGGCCACGAAGCACGGAAGUUUCAACAAUUUGGGCAAGAUUUUUCCUGUGUUUAGUGAAUUUUGCAUGUUCCCUUCGGAGCUGAAGAGAUUAGAAGAGGUGGUUAGAGAGCCAGAGCCAGUUGAAAGGUACUCGAAGCAGAGAUCUUGGAGACCGGCACUAGAGACCAUUGAUGAAACUCUAUGAAGCCAUAUGUUCAUUUUUCUUCAUUUCAAUUUGGUAGAAAUUCUUGGAUUUUUUUUUUUUUUUUUUUUUUUUUU
This is a messenger RNA of Cajanus cajan (pigeon pea), 614 nucleotides long. RefSeq names its product DUF4228 domain protein. The record is from RefSeq and is a predicted model, not a curated record. NCBI's taxonomy places the organism in Eukaryota, Viridiplantae, Streptophyta, Magnoliopsida, Fabales, Fabaceae.